CUGCGCCGGCUGCGCGCACCUGGUGCUCGGCAUCGACGAGCUGGAGCACCAGCUGCGCGAGAAGCGCCAGCUGCUGGAGCGGCGCCACGCGCAGCCCGAGAUGCUCGUCGCGGUCGACGUGGCGGAGCGCGCGACUGAGGCCACCGGACGAAAGCCGGUGCGAUCGACGAGAACCGUCAAGCCCGUACAGUCGGCAUCCGAGUCAGAGGACGACCCCGACGCGCCGGCGUCGGCAGCGCCUCCCGCGGCGGCCGCCGCAGACUGCAGUUCGGAGCCGCGCCGCCGGGCGGAGCUGCUGCGCCGCAGCCUGCAGUCGCUCGCCGUCGACCGCAGUCAGGAGCUGCCGUUCCAGUGCCGUGUCUGCGAGCGGCGGCUGCGCGACCGCACGACGGCCGUGCGCCACGUGAUGUCGCAUCUGGCCGAGCGGCCGUUCGUCUGCCCGCACUGCUCGCGCGGCUUCGUGCGGCGCGCCUACCUGCAGACGCACCUGCGCCAGCACAGCGGCGAGCGUCCCUUCGCCUGCCACUGCGGCUACGCGGCCACCUCGCGCGGCGCGCUGGUCGCCCACCACAAGGCGCACACGGAGGGGAAGCCGGUGCGCUGCGCCCAGUGCGGCAAGGGCUUCCGCAAGCGGAGCGAUCUGGUCAUCCACCAGCGCGUGCACACGGGUGAGCGGCCGUUCCGCUGCGCCGUCUGCCCGCGCGCCUUCGCCAGCGUCAGCAGCCUCAACUACCAUGCCAAGGAGCACGCGGGCGGCGGCGGGCGCGGCGGCGCGCGCUGCGAACGCUGCGCGAAGUGGUUCGCCGACGCGGCGAGUCUGCGCGCGCACCGGCUGGCGCACGGCACCAAGCCGUUCUGCUGCGACCAGUGCGGCAUGCAGUUCACGCGCUCGGCCGCGCUGCGGCGCCACCAGUCGCGCCACGGCGUCGCGCCCGCCUUCCGCUGCGGCGAGUGUCGGCUGCCGUGCCGCUCGGCGGCGGCGCUACGCAACCACGCGCGCGUGCACACGGGCGAGCGGCCGUUUGCGUGCGACGAGUGCGGCCGCCGUUUCGCGCUGCAGAGCACGCUGACCACGCACAGCCGACGGCACACGGGCGAGCGGCCGUUCCAGUGCGAGUUCUGCCCGCGCGCCUUCGCGCAGGCCACGCCGCUCAAGCGGCACCGCAAGACCCUGGUGACCAUGAUGGAGGUGUUCACGCCGCAGCCGGAGGAGCGGGGCGGCGUGUUCCACGAGAUGCAGCCGCUGCAGGGCACGCAGCGGUGCCCGCUGUGCGCGGCAGAGACCACCACCAAGGAGCUGAUGGACGAGCACAUGAAGGGACACCUCGAGGACCUCGACUCGCGGGCAAAGGCGACGCUGCCAGCGCUCGACGCCGCCUGGGAGUGA
This is a messenger RNA of Pollicipes pollicipes, 1387 nucleotides long. RefSeq names its product zinc finger protein 501. Gene Ontology annotation, molecular function: RNA polymerase II cis-regulatory region sequence-specific DNA binding; DNA-binding transcription repressor activity, RNA polymerase II-specific. The record is from RefSeq and is a predicted model, not a curated record. Gene Ontology annotation, cellular component: nucleoplasm. The coding region runs from base 101 to 1387 and encodes 428 amino acids. Gene Ontology annotation, biological process: regulation of immune system process; negative regulation of transcription by RNA polymerase II; regulation of cytokine production. NCBI's taxonomy places the organism in Eukaryota, Metazoa, Arthropoda, Thecostraca, Pollicipedomorpha, Pollicipedidae. The transcript has 4 exons.